UGGUGCCGUGAUGCCGUCUUUCGCCUCCCCUCUCGAUACCCCCUUCUCCAUUCUGCCCCAAACAGUACUACUUCUUCCAGCCCAGGCCCCGACGGCAUCCAUGGAGCCCGCGCCGCUCUCCUCGCUGCAAGAGGACGGGGAACCCGAAGAAUCGCCCUCCUCUCCCUCUCCCUCCGCCUUCUCCGCCGAUGCUGUGCCACCUCGCCCCGCCACGCAUCGCUCGCUCCACAAGUACGAGCCGCUGGACUGGUCGGCCUACUUCGAUGAGGAGCGCCCCGUCGUCAUCCCUGACACCGAAGACGUUUUCAAUGUGUACAUGGCCGGAUCGGAGGGUCCCGUAGUGUUCUGCCUUCACGGAGGUGGCUACUCGGGGCUUUCAUUUGCACUAGCAGCUAAUCGAAUAAAGGAGAAGUCACACGUUGUUGCUAUGGAUUUACGGGGACAUGGAAAAUCUACAACAAGUGAUGAUUUGGAUUUAUCCAUUGAAACUCUUACCAAUGAUGUGAUAUCUGUUAUACGUACAAUGUACGGAGAUUCAACACCAGCAAUUAUACUUGUUGGGCAUAGCAUGGGAGGUUCGGUGGCUGUACAUGUGGCUGCAAGAAAAGUAUUCCGCAAUCUUCAUGGUCUUGUUGUUGUUGAUGUAGUCGAGGGAACAGCGAUGGCUUCACUGGUUCACAUGCAGAAGAUCUUAGCAAAUCGAGCACAUCACUUCCCCAACAUUGAAAAAGCAAUUGAAUGGAGUGUCAAAGGUGGGUCAUUACGGAAUAUUGAGUCUGCGCGUAUUUCCGUUCCACCGACCUUGAAAUAUGAUGAAUCAAGGGAAUGCUAUACAUACCGUACUCCUCUUGAGAAAACGGAAAAAUACUGGAAAGGAUGGUAUGAAGGUCUUUCAGACAAGUUCUUAUCUUGCCCUGUACAAAAGAUCCUAUUAUUAGCUGGCACCGAUAGAUUGGACAGAGCUUUAACAAUUGGUCAAAUGCAAGGGAAAUUUCAAAUGGUGGUUGUUCGACACACUGGACAUGCCAUACAGGAAGAUGUACCUGAGGAAUUUGCAUCACAUAUAUUGACUUUCAUCUCUCGCAAUAAAAUAGGUCCCAAUGGUGUUGAGAUCCCUGGCCUCGCCAAAACAUGGCAGCAUUAGACAGAAUGCUUAACGGGCAGUUCCAACUGCAAUAUGACAAUUUGUAGGGAAAAGAAGAGGUUACCUACAUGUGCCUGUUCAUCGUAAUAUCCCAUGGAAGAAAAAGUUGCACUUAAUAUGAUCAUGGCUUCAUCGAAGGGGCGAGCAAUUCUUGGUUUUACCGUUUGGUUUCAGCUCAUCCAUGUCCUGAAUUGUUUUAUGAGCAACUUCCGUGCCGUUUGUAAAUAAAGUUCAAAAGUGUUACCCCAUGAACUAGAUGCAUAUGCUGAUAUGCUAUAGAUAUAUUGACAUACAUUCCCACAAGCUGACCUCGAUCAUAUACCUUGAAGGCAGGCUUCGACUUCUGCUGGCCCAAGUUUCUCUUUU
Molecule: messenger RNA, 1510 nt
Organism: Brachypodium distachyon (stiff brome)
Lineage: Eukaryota; Viridiplantae; Streptophyta; Magnoliopsida; Poales; Poaceae
Product: protein phosphatase methylesterase 1
Exons: 13
Coding region: 11-1144 (377 amino acids)
Biological process (GO): protein demethylation
Molecular function (GO): protein methylesterase activity
Source: RefSeq, a predicted model, not a curated record